Penaeus monodon (black tiger shrimp) is the source of this 2309-nucleotide messenger RNA. RefSeq names its product ribosome-binding protein 1-like. NCBI's taxonomy places the organism in Eukaryota, Metazoa, Arthropoda, Malacostraca, Decapoda, Penaeidae. The record is from RefSeq and is a predicted model, not a curated record.
GUCGAGUGUGAUGGUUUCAGGAUGGUUAUGUCUCUCGGUGUUUCUAGUGUGUUGCUGCUCUCCCUUGCUGGGCGCCCCCCCGACCCCCACGCAGGAUGAGAGCGAAGCGUUACCGUUGGUGAAGCGUUCGGCUGCCUACCCCCACGGGACAAUGCUGCGCUACUUCCUGAUGGCGAUGAGCAGCUCUGACGCUCCACGCAGCCCGCCCGUCCUCGUUAAUCGACCCAUCAGAAGGCUCGGGUCAGAGUUCCUGGGGAAAAGGUCCUCGCCGCCUGCAAUGAGCCCCGAGCAAAGUGCCGAAGACACCCCUGCCUGCGAGGACGAGCCGUGCGCCGAGGAAGCCGAAGUCCAGGACGACCGCAGAAAAGAACACCUGAGUUACACUGGGCAGGCGAAGAGAGACUCACAGAUCGCCAAACCCAAGAAGAGAAAUAUUAGAGACAGGGAAAACUUGAAAGAUCUCUUUUCGAUACUGAUGUCAAAGAAAAUGGGGUCCGAGUUCCUGGGCAAGAGAAUGGGGUCGGAAUUCUUAGGUAAGAGAAUGGGAUCCGAGUUCCUAGGAAAGAGAAUGGGUUCGGAAUUCCUCGGGAAGAGAGCAAUGGGUUCGGAAUUCCUCGGCAAAAGAGCGAUGGGGUCCGAAUUCUUGGGUAAGAGGGUCACAGGGUCGGAAUUCUUAGGGAAGCGCGCCAUGGGAUCAGAAUUCCUGGGCAAACGUGCAAUGGGUUCGGAAUUCCUCGGGAAGCGCGCCAUGGGAUCGGAAUUCUUGGGGAAGAGAGCAAUGGGUUCGGAGUUCCUGGGUAAGCGAGCAAUGGGAUCGGAAUUCCUUGGCAAGCGAGCAAUGGGGUCAGAAUAUCUAGGCAAGCGAUUCGUACCAGGAGCUCUUGGCUCUGCAUCAGUUGACGCGAAGAGAGCUGUAGGAUCAGAAUUCCUUGGAUGAAGUAGCCACCAUACCAGAAGGUAAAGCGACCAAAGUCUGAUUCAUAUCAAGAAGACGGGAAAUUCCUUGACUGUGUUAAUUGUUAUUGAAACGAGGAAGUUCGUAAUUCCUUUCAUCUUCAAUGGAUUUUGAAUUUUCAGUUUAUUUCCCUUUUUCUUUUCGUUAACACUAUACCCGACAUCUGACAGCAGAUAUAGCAGUGCAUUUUGUCAUUUCCAGAAAGCCAUCAUUCACCUGCCAUGUGGAGGAGGGAUGGCGGGUGAUCGCGUUGGUUAUCGGAAACAUUAGACUGACUGGAGGUUUCUUACUUAGCUGCGUCUGUGUGGCAUUUGCUCGAAAGAAAAAAAGACCAUGUAACUAUUGUAAAGACAUGUUAGUGCCAUUUAUUUUUGUAAAAUGCUUAUGAUCGUUCACUGGACGAGUUCUAAUGUAGCAAAAUGAUUCAAUAAAAUUCUUUGUCAUCCCUCAAAUUCUUUUAAUCAAGAUUGACUCUUGCGCGUGUGGACAGCACAAGUCAUGACUACGUGGUUGUUAAUUAACGUGAUAGCAAUAGAAUAAGCAGAUACGGAAUGCUGAUUCAUUUGCUGAUAUAUUAAAAUGGUCCAUUGCUGUUGUUAUAUUCAUUAUACUUUGAAUGAUCAUAUAUCUAAGGACAAAUUGUAAUCUCUGUCUUCAUUUCUGAAGAAGUAAGUUAUUGCAGUUGGAGCGUGGCAUACUUUAUCCUUCUCAAAAUAAAACGUGAAACCGCAAUAUCACUUACUGCUGAUAAUUCCAUUUCAGUGCCCCCUUUACUUGCAGAAACUACCUAUUUUCUCAUCUAUAAACUUCUACUUCACUUCUCUUAAUGGUUGGCGGCUGGCAGCUAAAUGUGUGUAUUUCACCGUUUAACAUAGGUAGGCGUGGCAAAAGUUCAGAUAAUUUGAAUAUGAAUUCCGAAACCGUUCAUUUUAAUGAGUUUUUCACCCAUUUUCUCUAUCCUUAUCCCUCAUCUUCUCUUUCAAAUGCGAUGAUGGCUGGGUUUCUAUACAUUUUUUUUUCUUUUUCAUUCAAAAAUUGUAGCUUUGGAUGAGGGAUAAGGUUAGAUCUGACUAAAUUCUAUUAUAUAUAUAUAUUCUCUACAAGAAAUAAGGGUUCACAGCAUCAUGCAGAGCUAAAUUAUGAUAUAUAUAUACUGUUUUCUCCUCAAGCGGUCCACCAAAAAUACAGUUUCCGGUGCAUUCAUGUGCGUUGUGAUACAAAUGUAUUGGUUGUGAAUAUGUCUGGACACUUUGCAGACAUUUCCAGUGGAGUCCACAGGUUGGAGGAUUUUGCCCGAUAAUCCUGUAUAUAGGCGACAAUUACAACCAUAAUAAAGUAUGAAACAUUUUGUGAA